AUGGGUGUCUUUGACCGUAAGUUUGGUGUUGUUGUGUCUGUAAUAUUCCCGACAAUUGUUCGUUUUAUAAAUAUAAGUGCAAAUAACAUCUGUCUGUUAUGACCCUCAAGCGGGCCCGUUUUAUGAUAGGGCUUUGGAACCACGUCGAAAUUUUUUUUACACCUUUAGCACACGAUUAAAAACAAGCUGGAAUACUGUAAAUUACACAUAUAAUGCAUGAAUGUUACAGCCGGCCAGUAUGGGCGAACAAUUCGUUUGUUCGUCCUGUAUUUGGCAUCCAUCACAAUCACAUCGACCGUCUCUUUGGCAUUUUCUGAAGGUCAUCUGGAUAUUAGCGUGCCCGGAUUAGAAGCUCCUAGUGAGGGAUUCGAAAGCUCCGUGAUCAAUUUGAACCUGCAAGAUGCCAUGAGGACCCUGAGACGAAUGAAAAGAAUGACCGCAAAACGUUUGUUUUUUCUUGGAGUUAUAUUCGAAUACCUGACUUAGACGGACUCAGCCCAGCAAUGUUCUUUUUAUUUAAGUUUCGGCUUUGCACGGAAUUCUUGUCCGAAUCUGGCCCCAUUUUCCUUUUUUUGGCAUCACUUCUUGUCCCUCAUCACGCCUUAUCCUUUGCCGUCGGUUAUUUACAAGGAUACGAGAGUAGUGUCUUUCUGUAAAGAUCAACAAAAUUUAGUCCCCUGUCUUUUACUGUAUCCCUACUUGUCAUCCGGCUUCCUUUUUAGGAAAAUGCGGCUUUAACGGUUUGGUAAGAGAUACUUAACAUUUUAAUGGGAUUUUAUAACAGUUGUACAGUUUGCAAACCUUGAUUUACAGCAGCCGAAGAUAUCCUGACUCUGGAUAAAGCGACGGUCAAUGAGGCUCAAAGGAAACUGAAUGAAUCGGACGGAGAAGCGCUGGGCCAAGACUCCAUUUACUGUCUCCGAUUGGGUAAAACCUUUUACAGAGUCACGGUGAAGGCGCUUUCUUUCGCUUCGCCCUAAGCACUGUCCGGUCCGUCCUUAAUAAGAUCUUUGGGAAUACUGUAUCAUUGAUCUACAGUAACCCGUUGCCCCUUUUUUACUCACAAACGACGCAACUCACAGAACCCUGGCUUGGAAUAACUACUGAUAACCUCGGCUUGUCCUGUCCUAGCAUCGCCCGAGGGGUCGUAGAUAGCGGUGGGAGGGUCUCUUAGGUGUGCUCUUUACCUGUGGUUGCAGUCGUGCGUGAAGCGAAGCCCAACAAGUACACGGUGCGGUCAUCACGGCCGUCGCGAUGCGAACCCGGCCGGCAAAAUCUGUCAUCUCCUUCCUCUCCCUCAUCCUCUGAGUCGUCUCAACUCUCUCCUGAAGCUGGGCGACUGAGUCGUUCUGAGAUGGAACUCCGUAAAUUCCUGCGUUUAGAUCCGACGCGACGUCAACAGCCCCGCAACGAUACGGGUAAAUGUGUGAUCAGCGCGGACCAGGCCGUUCAUUAUUGCGGCUUCACUGAAGAAGGUAGGUGUCCAUUGAGGCGAUGUUGUGCUCGUGAUGUGAGCAGUGACACCCUCGAAUCGAUCUUCUCUUCCGGCUAUCUGAUUAAUGAUAACUUACAUUGUAUUCUGGCUUUUAACAUAGCUUUGCUAUUUUUUGUUUGAUCGUGUGCAUUUUUGUUUGCGGAAUUAGCGAAGAUUUUAUCGAGCUGACAUUGAGAAUCUUAUAGUCACGGCUCCGAUUAUUCCACCACCGCAACAAGGAAAGUGUCAUGUAACGCCGAAGAGUGGCAGAGAAAUCUGUUUCCCGACCUACGAGACACUGGACACAACUUGUACUGACCCCUCUCCCAACGAUCUUCACAGUGCGGGUCCAGUGCCUCCACCAGUUAUCAAGCAUGCUACGUAUGUUUUAAUAUACUGUAAUCAGAAAUACUUUCCAGUGUUCGCGCAAUGGCGUUUGUGGCUCCAGAUGACCUCCAACGUCUGAUUAAACAAUAUUACCGACAGAAUCAACAGCCCAUUCCGAAGGAUUUGAAUUAUAAUCUCAAGCCUUAUCUGUUUGCAAGAUACCGUUGUGAUUAUGGUUACGAAUUAGUUGACGAAGUGGAUACCGUAUUCUGUAGUGACAGACAAUGGGUGAAGACUCUUCCAGAAUGUCGCGGAAAGGGCCCUUGUGCUCAUGAAAAUGGUGGAUGCAGUCACUCUUGUAUAUCUCCAGACAAUUCGACUGUCGAAUGUAGAUGUCCCAAGGGCUUGAUUCUUGAUGUGGACGACAAAACUUGUAUUAGUAAGAAUAUUUGACUGACCACAGUACUUAUUUCGGCUACCCUUCAUUGGGGGUUUUUCAUUCGGGCUUAGAUCGGAUACCGGCCGAAUACUUAUAGCCAAUAUUGCCACGCAAGGUCACGGUGGUUGCCUAAUGGUCUCAAUGCUUGAGCUUUUUCCCGCGAAAAACACGGCUUUCAUCAUGAAUUCAGGAUGUUGGCCAAACUUUAAUGUUUUUGGAGAGCUCACGAUCUAGGCCGCGAGCUUGGCCAUGGGUGACAAAAACUCCUGCGGACACAAAGUACCCUAACCCCUGCUGGCUAGCUAGUCAAAAAACUCUGCAAUGUUGGCUAUCAGUGUUGGGCCGUUACUGCUUCAAAUAGAAUCAGCCCCAAUGAAGGAUUGCGAAAAAAGAAAAUCCAAAGAGACGAUCCAUUCCGGAAUAAGACAAAUUGAUGUGUCCCGUUGUUUGUGACAGGAAAAUGCAAACAUCUGAAACAUCUGAAAAAUUAAAUAUUUCAGAACCCGCCCCGAAGAAUGAAUGUAAGAAUCUUCAAGGUUGUUCUUGCGAAUCCAUCAAUGAUCUCCAACUUUCCUGUACUUGCCGACCAUCUGGAACUAAAUGUUUAUGUAAGUCUAAGGUCAUAUUGUCAGCAAAUGUUAUCUAGUGCAAAAAGGAGCUCCAAAAAUAUAUUUGCAUCCCCCACCGCCUUAUCAGACGGAACCUGGAGGCAGUUUGAAUAUAACUUGUUCUGGAGUCGGAUACCCAUUUCCCGAAACCACGUGGACUAGGUAAGAACAAAUUUUUGUAAAAUAUAUGCAUAUUGUUUAGCAACAAUGACCAAUUAUUUGGACAACAAAAAGACCCGACUUCGCCUUACAAUUCUCAGAUAUCAGUCACCGACGUUGUGAAAAACGGAUUUUUUACUUGUACUUCUACCAAUAAACAUGGCCAAGCUGAAAAAGUUGCGGAUAUUGUGGUAGCUGGUCCCGAUGCCACCAAUCUUGAUAAAGUGGACUCUGAUAGAACGAGUGUGGAGGUCCACUGGACUCCCCCAGAUCAUGUCAACCGACCAAUUACACAUUACACUAUCUACUACACAAACAAUCCUCAACAACCAGUAAAAAAUUGGAAAUCUGUAGAUGUCAACGAACCCAACCGAAACUUUGUGAUCGAAGAUCUUCGUUCGGAUACAGAAUACACCUUCAGAGUCCGCGCAAAUGACAAUCUUGGGCCAGGAAAACUCUCAAAUGCAGUUACAGCCAAAACCCAAGAAGCAGGUAAGCUCAAUAAAAACUAUUGUUUUUUUAAUGGAACUUGCAUAAUAUUUCAUAAAACUUUAAGCAAAACGACCGGCCGUGGAGAUCGUGGAAGGCGAAGAGCUGAGAGUCUCUCCAAACGAAGCCUUCACACUGAAUUGUAAUGUGAUCAGAGGAGAUCCGACACCAGUAAUUGUAUGGGAAUCAAAGGGUCGUCCAAUCAGUAAUCCCCAAGAAGGAAGAUCCAUUGCUCUGCAACAUAAAGGACUACUGGAAGAAACCAGUUUUCUCUGCGUGGCUGAGAAUGAAGCCGGGAAAACGUCGAGACGAAUCCAUGUUGUUGUAACUGGGCCUACUGCUCCUGAACGAAUCCGAGCGAAUGUGGAUGGAGAUGAUGUUGGAUUACAAUGGGAACCCCCAAGAAUUACAAAUGGACCUAUCGAAAAUUACGAAGUUCUUUAUACAGAUGACCCAGAUCUUCCAGAAGAUCAAUGGAAAUCUGUGAACAGUGAUGGAAAGACAUCGAUUCUGAUCCCAGAUCUCAAAGAGCUGACUGAUUACACCUUCAGAGUGAAAGGAAAAAAUGCAAAUGGAGUGGGACUUCCAAGUAGAGACUACAAUGCAACAACAUGGCUAAAACGUAGGUGUAAAUCAACUACAAAACAAUAAUUUAAAGCACGUCCUCCAUCUAUAACGUUGAAACCUGAGAGUGAUAUUGAAGCCAAACCAAGUACUGAUGAGCUGGUUAUCGAAUGCGAGGCCACCGGUGUCCCGAAACCAAAGAUUGCGUGGUUCUGGGACGAUAAUCUCGUUUCGGAUGGGGAGGUAACCGACGUUAAAGUGCAAUUACAUAUAAUUUUAGAAUGAUUUCCGCGUUUAUGACGUCAGUAAAAUGGAUGCUUUGAACGUGACAAACAGCAAAUUGAUUGCCAGAUCUACAACAAGGACAGGAAAGGCCAGAUGCGAAGCUGUAAACAAAGAGGGGACAGACGAAAAGGAGAUAAAUGUAAAGAUUCUUGGCCCAGGAACACCACCCAAAGACAUUCAUCCGCAACCAGAAGAAAACGGGAUCAAAGUCGAAUGGAAGGAACCAGAUAUCCCCAAUGGAAACGUCAAUGAGUACAUUGUCUACUACAGCAAAGACCCUGACAGUCCUUUGGAUCAGUGGCAAAAGGUCGCCGUGCCUGCAGAUAAGACUGUUGCUGUUAUUGGAGAUAGAGAGGAAGAUACUCCGUACGUGGUUCGGGUUCAAGCUAAGACCGACGAUGGUCCGGGAAUCAUCUCCGAACCAAUAGAAGUGACCACUGGCAAGAAACGUAAGUGAGGUUAUCUUGCACAGAGACUAAGUUACAUUCAGACAUCCCGUUAACCACAAAAUUGGAAGUCCUGGAUCCCGUGCCCAUUCCUGGGGCCGAAAUCGUUGUGGAGCCAGGCCAGAAGAUCAAGUUCCGUUGUGUCACAGAAGGCCGACCAACCCCAUCUCUCUCUUAUAAUUGGUUACCUCUGGACAACACGGAGAGUGGAGAAGAACCCAUUCACAUUCGAACUAAUCCAGUACCCGAUGUUGAACAUACAUACCGUUCAGAUGAAACCGAAACUCAAACAUAUACUAAGAGAAGACUUGUCUGCCAAAGCCGGAAUCCUGAUGGAUCCGUGGAUGACAGCGUAACUUUUGAUGUCAAGAAGCCGGGAAGUCCACCAGUUUCAAUCGAUCCAGAUGUAGCUGUGGAUAACAAGGUGACGAUUAAAUGGAAGCCACCAAUACAUCCGAAUGGAGACCUGACCGGAUAUAAGGUAUACCUCUCAGCAGAUCCUUCCAAACCCCUCGAUCAAUGGCAGACGUUCGAUGUCCCAACAAGUGAAGAUCCUCAGAUACAAUUCGGAAGAGGGGAACUCGAGCCGGAUACUCCUUAUCAUGUCCAAGUCGCAGCUAUCAAUACUGAUGGAGAAGGAGUAAAGUCGGAUCCCAUUCCAUUCCAAACCCAAAGCGGUGCUCCAAUCGACGCCCCCACUGAUCUCUUAGCUACAGUAGCCCAAGAUAACAGUGUAAAUCUUUCGUGGACAGGCCCAUCUCAACCGAAUGGUCCCAUCCAAGGCUACACUAUAUACCAAAUACCUGCUGACGACACAACAAACGAUGAUAAUUACAAAAACUGGCCUCAAAUUCCUGUAAAAACAACUGACGACAUCGGAAAUAUUACUAUGGACAAAGAUGUGUAUCAGAUCUUACCGAACAGGGAGUAUCGCAUCCGCAUUACAGCUACCAAUGAUCAGUCAGAAGGUCCGCCAAGUGAAACACUCUCAUAUAAAACUGGCACUGGUGAAAUACCACCAACAAUAACCCUGAAGCCAGCGGAUAAUCCAGCCAAAGUUCCACCAAGAGGAGACCUUACUGUAACAUGUUCGGCUACUGGCAUCCCGGAACCAAAUGUCUACUGGAUCGUGGAUGGAGAGAAAACGAACAGCAAUGUUCUCCAACUGAGUGGUCUUAUCAAGGACAAAGUAGUCGAAUGUAAGGCCGAGAACACUGCAGGAGAUGCCACUGAACCUCUUCGUAUUGACGUCCAAGGUCCUGGAACGCCCCCAGUCAUCACCAGUCUUCAAUCCCUACCUGACCAGGAACUGACAGUCGAAUGGACAACUCCAGAUGAACCAAAUGGGCAGAUCACCAACUAUAUUGUGAGAUAUGGAGAAAUCCCGGAAGGAGAGACCUCUCCGACUACUUGGGAAGAAAUUACAGUACCCAGUAAUCAAGUUGAGACAACGAUCACAGGACUUAAACCUAAGGCGACGUACGUGGUUAAGGUCGAUGCUGUCAGCGACAGAGGACGUGGUGUUGAAUCCGACACUCAGCGGGCAAAGACCUUGCCAAUCACACCCCCACCACCACAGGUCUCAAAGGUCGAUGUUCAUCCCAACAACACCAUUGCCAUUCAAUUUGAUGCUGUUCCAGAUCCCGAGAAUCCAGCAACCAAGAUUAAGGUAAACAAUAAAUACAUACAACUUAAUCUUGCAUCGUUUUAGAACUACAAGAUCCAUUACACUUCGGAUGAUCCACUGACGGAAGGCACGGAAUGGAAGGAAAUGACGUGGACCCAUCCAGAUGACUCUCCCACUGUUUCUAUUCCUAUUGAUGGAGAUAAUUUCGAACCCAACAAGAAAUACAACAUUAAGAUCACUCCAGAAGGAGAGAUUACUGGUACCUCCAGUGAUCCAUUGCCAUUUGAAACAGGAAGUGGAGGUAAGUUUGGUGGAAACAACAGUGGAAAUUUCUGUAUUGCACACCAACCACUUUGUUUCAGUUAUCGCCCCAGAGAAACCAACGUUCAAUGUUGACACCUCAGAUAACAAAAUCAAGGUUCCCGCUGGUACUGACUACUCAGUUACUUGUUCUUCUGACGGCAGACCCUCCCCAAAAAUUACAUGGGUAGAUGCGGAUGGGAAUGUGAUCAGCGAAGGACCUGUUUUGACUGUAAAUGACAUCAAGACAACAAAGAAUGUGAAAUGCCGAGCUGAGAACGUUGGAGGCACAGAAGAAACUCCAUUUGAGAUCUACGUUGCUGGCCCCGGAGAUGCUCCUGAGAUCACAAACAUCCACGCCCAUAAACCAAGAACUAUUGAAGUUCGAUGGGAUCCCCCUAAGAUACCCAAUGGAGAAAUUACUCGAUACAUCGUGUAUUACACACCCUUGGAUGAUCAGGUAUACUACGUAUAUAUACUAUUGUAUUUUUUUAACGUGCGAUAUAUACAAUAUUAUAUUUUCGUAACGUAUAAUGAUUCAGGAUCCUGCCCGACAAGUUGGACAAGUCCCCAGCAAGCCAAUCUCUGAAUGGUUGACCCAUCAUGUUGUCGGCGAGAACCUGAACGACGGAGAGAAGGAAACAAUCAUCAAAGACUUUGUCGAUCCCGAAACAUCGUACGCUGUGGUCAUCCAGGCUGUCAACGACGACGGACCCGGCCCAUAUUCGGUACAACAGAACAUCAGGACGAUGUCUAAAGGUAGAUUGUCGACGAUUGGGGAAAAAGGCGAUUAGGGAAACUGAAAUAUAUUAUUUUUCUUCAAUGCAAGUGUCAAAAUUAGGAUUGGCGCUGAUUUCGAAAACGACAUUCAUUUUUUUCAUUACGAUAGUACUGUAAAGUAAAUAGUAAUUUUUUGAAUUUUUUCAUAAAUGCUCGAUUUAGGGGUUAUCGAUGAGGCUUUAGGCGCUACGGCGUUUCGAGUCAGGGACUUUACCUUUACUUUUUUUCUUUACUUCAGGAGUACCCCUAAUUUAUACUUUCCAAUUAACUAUUCGGACCAAUAGUUGUUGAUGCAUUUAUUCAGACAAAAUUUCUUUUAUGUAUUAUAGCAUCAUAAUUUUGAUGUUAUAAUCAACAUUAUGAUGUUACGGUGCUCAUCGUAAUAAAAAUAAACAGUGGCUACAGGUGGUAUAACGUUUCCCAUACCUGACUGGCUUUUUUAUAAACUUGUACGUUGAUUUGUGAAAACGAUACAAAAAGCUACUACUUUACAGUACUACUUAAGUCCAAUAGUAAUGAUCAAAAAGAUGAAUGUCAUUUUCGAAAUCAGCACCAUCGUUUAUCUUAAUUUCGACGUUUGCAUCGAAGAAAAACAAUACUUUUCGGUUUCCCCAAUCGUCGCUCCCCGGUCGUUCUUAAAUGACAUACGAUUUUAGCGCAAGAAGGGCCUCCAACCGAUCUUCGAGUCGAACCGAUAGACCAGAACUCCGCCGAAAUCGAUUGGAAAGCACCGGAGAAUGUCGAAGAGAAUCCGAUUGGAUACGAAAUCUUCUACGUUCCGGCCAAUAAAGAGAUCGAGAUCGACGAAUUCGAUUCUCUUCCAAAAUGGACCAAGAUCUCUGUUGAAGAUGGCGAUGCCACUUCUCAUGUCCUUAAGAAUGAACUCCAGCCGGACACCGAGUACGUGUUCAAGAUCAGAGCCAUCUACCCCAAAGGCCCUGGUGUCUUCUCAGAACCUUGUAUCACCAAAACUUUACCUGAAGGUAAACUUACCAUGCAGAAUGUUCAAUCCUUUGUUGUUUAGGUAAUCCCCCAGUAAUUAUGGUAUCAUCUGGCGGUGAGGGAACCGAGGGAACCACAAAGAUUGAUCUUCUUCCCGGCUCGUCCCUUGUCGUUUUUUGCAAUGGUACUGGAAGUCCAUCUCCAUCAGUGAAUUGGAUCCGCCAAGGCUCGAUUCCAAUCGAUCCCAGUACAGUAAAGAACGAAGGAUAUGCAACCAGGUGGUCGCUGAAUGUGGGAAACAUCACAGAAGACACGACUUUUAACUGCGUUGCCCAGAAUCCUCUUGGAAAAGCGAACUGGACCAUCGAUCUUCACAUUGUAGACGGUAGGUUCAACGAUUUUGAAAAAGUAGUUCCUAUUGAUCUGAUGUGGCAUUUCGUUCAUUUCUUGAUUUAUCGAUGUAAUAAUGAAUUGAAAUUUCAAUGUUACCUUUCGUUCUAAAUUCCCCGAAAAUCAAUCUAUCGAUUUUUUAUUUCGUCAAUCCCUUUGUUUUUCUUUUUUUUCGACCGUUUUUAUUGUCUGAAAAUAUAAGAUUCCGCAAACCAAAAAGUCAUCAUUUUCAAAUUACAGUGCGAGAUUGAUUUUCUCUAAAAGCUUGCAUUUAACAGUAAUACAGGGUGGUUCAGCCGAAGCUUCCAACCUUAUUUCAAGUAUUUCUCCGCCAGUAAUGCACCAAUUUCUAUAAAAUUUAUAUCUGAGGUACCCCAUUUUUGUCCAAUAUGGCUGCCCAAGUUCACGGAAGCCCCCGUACUGACCUUAAACAUUUUCAUUCCAAAUUUUCGACCCCGAAAUCGGUGAAACUUAUCGUUAAAAAAUUUUUGCAAUGAUUUUCAAUUGAGAGUCUCGAAAUUGGAAAGUUUCACCGACUUCGGGCUCGAAAAUUUGGACUGAAAAUGUCAAAAUUCAGUACCCGGGCCUCCGUGAAAUUGGGCACGCCAUAUUCGGUUGACAAAGAAUGAUGGGUCUCAUCUUAAAUUUGAUAUAAACUUUACAGAACUUGGUGCAUUAUUGGCGGAGAAAUACUUGAAAUAAGGCUGGAAUCUUCGGCUGAACCACCCUGUACUAAUUACUGAAUGUUUAAAUAUUCGUGAACCUCGCCCUCAAGGGAGAUGGCGCGGAAUCCUUGACUCACUGGGAAGGGAUUUCUGGAGCGGCCGGAGCCAUCCCGGUUGCACAUGCAUAGAAGAGGGAGAAACUUUAAUAACCUGACCUGUGAACACUUUUUGCAAGAACGUCAUACUACUGUACCCCAUACGUGCAGUCGCAACCAUACUUCCUGACAAUGUUUUAUGGACUAGGCUUAUUUUGUUUUAGAUCUCCCUGAAAACUGGAAGAAUAAGCUGAUAACGGCCAAGAAGGAUGGGGAUGAUAUUGUUGUUGAUGUAAAUGACAAGGUCAAAGAGAGUUUAAAAGAUACCAACACUUGGACUCUCAAGAUAACCGACGAUCCGUCAAAGCCAAAAGAUGAGUGGAGAACUAUCGAAAGUGACGGAAAACCUUUGGACGAUGUUAGAGUGGAUGACACGAUUCCCGGGAAAACGUAUUAUGUUACAGUAACUGAUCCCAACACCGGCCUGGAGAGCACGAUCUUAUCCUUUGUGACACCAAAGCCUGCUGAGAUUGUGAAUGUGGGAGCCAAUAUUGAUGAUGAUAUGGUGGUUGAUUUCAAACCGGCUGUUGGUCUAUCAGAAGUCGAGGUAUGAAUGACAAUGCAGAAAAUUUUUUCGUUCUAGAGUUACGACAUAAAGUCAUGGCCAUCAAAUGAUCCUUCGAAUGUGAGAUCUCAACGAGUCGAUCCCACCAAAUUAAACGGAAACCAGAUUCCUGAUCUUCUCCCUGAUACUGAUUACAACUUCCAAAUCGUGACCAACUUCAAAGAUGGCAGUAAAUUGGAAGGCGAUCAAGUCUCUUCGAAGACACCUCCUCAGGGUAGGUUCAUGGUUUUAGUAUAAUUUGCAUUUCUGCAGAUGUAAAAUGUGAUUGUUCCCAUGCUUGUCGUCUGGAGAAAGAUGACUCUGGCAAGUCCACAGUGAAAUGUUAUUGCCCUCAAGGCUAUGAGUUGGAACAAGACGGAAAAACUUGCAAGAAGGUGGCUGACACGGAGACCAAACAGAUUGUGGUUGAAGUAACUCCAACAUACGAAGACAAAGCUCCUGUUAGAUUUGACGAUCUUACCGAAAGACAUGGGGUUGAUGGAUCUCCAUUACCUACCAACGAGUAUGGGAAGCCGGUCUAUGUCGAUGAUGAUGUCACCAGUGUACCUUUGCCCACCGAUUCUUUGGGUCGCGAGAUUCGGCCGAUCGUUCGAAUUGAUGGAUCGAGGCUUCCAGUCGAUUCGAGCGGAAAUACUUUAAAUCAGCUGGGCCAAAUAAUAGACAAGAAUGAUGAAGGACAACCGUUGGGACCUGAUAAUGAAGUCCUUUCUAAGAAUCUUCAUGGAGAUUGGCUAUAUCCGGAGAUCGACAACCACGGGCAUCCUCUGCCUUUUGAUAAGAAUGGAAGGCAUGUAUAUCCUGUAAUUGGAUCGGACGGGAAUGCGCUCAGAACCAACGAGGAUGGACAGAGGAUUGAUAGAAAUGGAGAGCCUAUUCCCACCAAUCCCUACGGAAAACCUAUUGGUCCUGACGGAUCUCCGGUAAGUUUAUUGUAAUAAUAAAAGAAACUUCUUCAGUUGCCGACUGAUGCAGAGAAAAACUUCCGAUGGAAUGAUGAUGCGGAUGACAUCACCGAUGAACCCCUUCCAACCGACGCCAUGGGUCACAUUGUGUAUCCGAUAGUCAAUCAACGUGGAACUCUGUUGCCUCUGAAUGACGAAGGACAUCAUGUGGAUGAGAAUGGAGUUGAAGUCCCAACCAACGAGUAUGGGUUCCCGGUACACCCGCAGACUGCAGAUAUCCUUCCAAAAAACUCUCAAGGCCAAUACGUGCUCAGCGACGGCAAGGAGGAAGCGGCCACUCCUGAUGCUCAAGAGCAAGCUGAGGACGUCACUCCCACAGAGCGUCAUGCUCCGAUCUAUGACACCUCGGGUGAUGUUCUUCCAACUAAUUACGAUGGUGACUACCUCGAUAAGACUGGUAAUGCGAUUCAAAAGGACAGUAUGGGCAGACCGGUCGAUUCUACGGGGAAAAUUCUUCCGACCAAUUCCAACGGUGAUUUUGUUCUACCAGACGUCUUGCCAACUGAUGCCAGCGGAAAACCAAUUCAGGUGGUGGACCCUCGAGGACAGCCUUUACCAACUGACAACACUGGGAGACCCUUGGCCGAGAACGGAAGUCCAAUUGAGAUUAAGGACGGCCAGUAUGUUGAUGAAAAUGGAUCUCCUUUACCAAAUGAUCGUGCUGGUAACGUUGUCUUUGGUACGACCGACUCUUCGGAAGAAGAGCCCAAAGUAUUUGAAUAUCCAAUAGUUGAUGUGAAUGGGUAUCCACUUCCUAAAGAUGAGCACGAUCGUUUUGUGGACAGCCGAGGAGAGCCAUUUAGAAAAGAUGAAAAUAACAGGCCUUUGGGACCAGAUGGACAGAUUUUGCCAACAGAUGCAUCUGGGAAUUAUAUAUACACACCAGAGAAAACGCCCACAAACAUUGCCGGCCAGCCAGUUGUUGUGAAAGGCCCAGACCACGAACCAGUCCAGACCGACGAACAGGGAAGACCUUUGGAUUCUGAUGGGAACCCGUUGUUAAUAAGAGAUGGACAAUACGUAAACAAGGACGGAAAUGUCUUACCGCUGGAUCCAGAUGGAAAUGCUCUUCUCCUUCCGACCGACGACUCAGGAAAAUUCAUCUACCCAAUCCAUGAUGUAAGCGGCAACCCCCUUCCCACGGAUAGCUCUGGCCAUCAUCUCGCUCCUGAUGGGGAACUUGUUCUCACCGAUGCAGGAGGAAGACCUCUCGAUUCUUCUGGAAAACUGCUCCCCACUGACAGCUCAGGAAGUUUCAUUUAUUCAAAGCCAAAACCUACUGACUCCACUGGUCGUGAAGUAACACCGGUUGGACCGGACGGGUUACCUCUUUCGAAAGACAAUGAAGGUAAUUACGUGAAACCGGAUGGUUCUGUGGUCCCAAUCAGUGACGAUAACCAGUUUGUUGAUUCCCAAGGGCAUCCCUUGCCUAUCGACGGCUAUGGACGUGUGGUAAUCCGGCCUGAUGAUGGUCUGCUGACAACUGAAAUAACUCCAACACAGAGGCCGGCAGGACCCCCAGUUGACGCCUCAGGAAAUCCUAUCGUUGUUGUUAACAAAGAUGGUAAUCCGUUGCCAACUGACGCCAAUGGUUACUACCUCGAUCAGGAUGGAAAUCCGAUUCCAAUCAAUGGCGAUAAUCAAUAUGCAAAUGAAGAUGGGUCUCCCUUGCCAUUCGAUCCAGAAGGCCGAGUUCAUUUGGUCAAUCCUGACGACUUUGUUGAAUCCGCUGAAGCAACAGAUGCUUAUGGUAAAGUAGUUUAUCCAAUCGUCGAUUCCGAUGGAAAUCGUCUGCCCAAAGACGAAUCCGGUAGACAUAUUGACAAAAACGGAGAGCUGAUACCACUGAAUGACUUCGGGAAGCCGUUGGACAUGCAUGGUAAUCCUCUCGGUCUGAACGAAAAAGACCAAUACGUUCUUCCCAGUGAUGUUCUUCAUCCGGAUACCGCAGCCGAUAAGCCAAUCCCUGCCGAAGACGACAAAGAAGAUCAUUAUGCUCAUGGUCCAGAAGGCCAGCCGAAAGUAACUGAACUGCCUACCGACUCCACCGACGUUAAGCCAACUAGUGAAUCUGGGAAACCAAUUAUCGUCGUGAAUUCCGACGGAAUCCCUCUCCCCACGAACUUCGAGGGGGCCUAUGUGGACCCUCAAGGAGAGCCAAUACCCACAAAUGCUGAUAAUGAAUAUGUAGGACCCGACAGUUCUCCUUUGCCAACUGACCAAUAUGGAAACGUUGUUCUUCCUUCGGGCGACGAAGUUGUUGCUAAGACACUGCCAACCGAUACGUAUGGAAAGGAAGUCCAUCCAAUUGUAGACCCACAAGGAAAUCCCCUUCCGACUGACACCUCUGGAAGACAUGUUGGUCCAGGAGGAGAACCCAUCCCGGUCGAUGAAUACGGAAGACCUCAGAAACCAGAUGGAAGUCUCCUUCCCCAGAACCCUGAAGGAGAAUUUGUCUUCCAUCCAAUUGUUAUACCUACCAGUGAUAGCGGUAAACCAAUCGUUGUGAUUGGUGCAGAUGGCUUGCCACUGCAAAAGAAUGCGGCAGGAAAUUACAUCAGACCUGAUGGAGUUCCUGUGCCAACAAAUGCUGCCAACGAGUACGUCGGUCCUGACGGAUCUCCUUUACCGACGUCUGGUGACGGAAGCGUCAUCAUACCCGCUGAAGAAAUAGCCGCAAAAACAUUGCCAACCGACAGUUAUGGCAAACCCGUUCAUCCAAUGGUGGAUCCACUGGGACACCCGUUGCCUACUGACGAAACCGGGAGACACGUGGGGCCCGACUCUGAGCCGGUCUCUGUUGAUGACUCAGGGAAGCCAAUUCGGCCGGAUGGAAGUGUAUAUCCCAAGGAUAAAGAAGGAAAUUACGUUCUCCUGCCCCAUGUGGUCCCAACUGAUGACACCGGAAAGGCAAUCGAAGUUGUUGGACCGGAUGGACAGCCCGUUCCCAAGAACAGCGAAGGUCAGUAUAUAAAAGAAGAUGGGCAGCCAAUCCCGACAAACUCUGAUAAUGAGUAUGUCGCCUCUGACGGAUCUCUGCUACCCAAGGAUUCUGAUGGUAAUGUUGUUAUCCCCGCGGAAGAGUUGGCAGCUAGAACCCUUCCGACUGACAGUUACGGCAAGCCAAUACAUCCGCUGGUAGAUCCACAAGGAAAUCCAAUCCCCACCGAUGCCAGUGGAAGACAUGUUGGUCCGGAUGGAGAGCCUGUUGCCGUAGACGAGCACGGAAGACCAACUAGACCUGAUGGAAGCUUGUAUCCAAAGGAUAAAGAAGGAAACUACAUUCUGCAGUCUGAUGUCAUUCCAACCGAUCCCACCGGAAAAGCGGUUGUUGUGAUAGGGCCAGAUGGAACCCCACUGCAGAAAGAUCCAGAAGGCCACUACAUUAAACCAGAUGGAAAACCAAUUCCAACAAAUGCUGCCAACGAAUACGUCUCUGCUGAUGGAUCUCCAUUGCCAACAAAUGCUCUAGGGGAUGUUAUCAUUCCAGCCGAAGAGCUCGAAGGGAAAACGCUCCCGACUGAUGCUAACGGCAAAGUCAUUUAUCCAAUCGUCGAUCUAGAAGGCAAUCCUCUUCCAACUGAUGAUUCUGGUAGACACAUUGAUCCUCAGGCUAAUCCGAUUCCUGUGGAUGACUCGGGGAGACCAUUAAGGCCGGACGGAAGUUUGUAUCCGAAGGACAAAGAAGGAAACUACAUCUUACAACCCCAAAUAAUCCCUACUGAUAAGAGCGGAAAGGAAAUUGUAGUAGUUGGGGCAGAUGGUAUACCUUUGCAGAAAAAUCCGGAAGGCCAGUACAUCAAAGAAGAUGGGCAACCCAUUCCCACGAACGCGGUCAAUGAAUAUGUUGGACCUGACGGUUCGCCUUUGCCGACAAGUGCUGAUGGAAACAUUGUUCUUUACCCAGAAUCCGAUCUUGAACCAAAGACUUUGCCAACUGACAAAACUGGAAGGGAACCACCUCAAGUUGUCGAUGAAGACGGACAUCCUCUGCCUACGGAUGCCUAUGGAAAGUAUUUGGGUCCGGAUGGUGUCCCGCUUUCUGUUGAUGAAAUGGGGAGGGUACUGAAAGAAGACGGGACACUUUACCCUCAGAAUGACAAGGGACACUUUGUGGUUCCCACAUCUCGAGGUCAAGGAGAAUUAUUAUCAACUGAGCUUCCGACUAAAGAAAUUACCGAGGCACCUCGUCCAACAAAUAAGGAUGGAACUCCUGCUGUUGUCGUAGGCCCUGAUGGUAAUCCCCUUCCAACCAAUGGUCAAGGCCAAUUUCUGAUGGAAGAUGGUAGUCCCGUACCAACCAAUGCUGACGCGCAAUAUGUUGAUCCUCAAGGUUCAGUGCUCCCGAUUAAUGCAGAUGGUCAAUCUGAAUGGAACGCUGGAGAGGAUGAGACCCCCAAAGUUCUCCCAACUGAUGUUACUGGCAGAGAAAUCUAUCCUAUCGUCAAUCCGCAGGGCAUUCCGUGGCCAACUGACGUAACAGGACGUCACGUCGACCACAAAGGAGAGCAGAUUCCCUUGGAUGACUUUGGUCAUCCUAUUGGCCCCGAUGGAAACGUUCUAGAAAAGAAUGAUGAUGGGCAUUAUGUUUUUAAGCCAGACAUAAGACCUACUGAUGCGACUGGUAGAGAAAUUGUAGUUGUGGGACCUGAUGGACAACCAUUGAAGACGGAUGACAAGGGUAAAUUCCUGGACAAAGACCAAUCACCCAUCCCAACCAAUGCCGCCAACGAGUAUGUGGGUCCAGAUGGAUCUCCUCUCCCUACCACCUCAGAUGGAAAUGUCAUCUUCGGCGCGGAUUCGAUACCUGAAGCCAAGACCUUGCCAACUGACGUUACGGGGAAGCUUAUAUACCCGAUUGUACGGCCUGAUGGGUCUCCUCUGGCGACAGACGAAACUCAUAGGUAUGUCGACGAGAAUGGAGAAUUGAUCCCUGUGGAUGACUCUGGAAGACCACUAGACAAAGAUCAGGAACUACUACCCACCGAUAUUAGUGGGGCCUAUGUUUUAAAGCAAGAUAUAACCCCAGAGAAAGACGACAGAGUUACACUCGAAGUAGAACCAGAAGGCCAGCCGAAGGUAACUGAACUGCCUACCGACUCCACCGACGUUAAGCCAACUAGUGAAUCUGGGAAACCAAUUAUCGUCGUGAAUUCCGACGGAAUCCCUCUCCCCACGAACUUCGAGGGGGCCUAUGUGGACCCUCAAGGAGAGCCAAUACCCACAAAUGCUGAUAAUGAAUAUGUAGGACCCGACAGUUCUCCUUUGCCAACUGACCAAUAUGGAAACGUUGUUCUUCCUUCGGGCGACGAAGUUGUUGCUAAGACACUGCCAACCGAUACGUAUGGAAAGGAAGUCCAUCCAAUUGUAGACCCACAAGGAAAUCCCCUUCCGACUGACACCUCUGGAAGACAUGUUGGUCCAGGAGGAGAACCCAUCCCGGUCGAUGAAUACGGAAGACCUCAGAAACCAGAUGGAAGUCUCCUUCCCCAGAACCCUGAAGGAGAAUUUGUCUUCCAUCCAAUUGUUAUACCUACCAGUGAUAGCGGUAAACCAAUUGUUGUGAUUGGUGCAGAUGGCUUGCCACUGCAAAAGAAUGCGGCAGGAAAUUACAUCAGACCUGAUGGAGUUCCUGUGCCAACAAAUGCUGCCAACGAGUACGUCGGUCCUGACGGAUCUCCUUUACCGACGUCUGGUGACGGAAGCGUCAUCAUACCCGCUGAAGAAAUAGCCGCAAAAACAUUGCCAACCGACAGUUAUGGCAAACCCGUUCAUCCAAUGGUGGAUCCACUGGGACACCCGUUGCCUACUGACGAAACCGGGAGACACGUGGGGCCCGACUCUGAGCCGGUCUCUGUUGAUGACUCAGGGAAGCCAAUUCGGCCGGAUGGAAGUGUAUAUCCCAAGGAUAAAGAAGGAAAUUACGUUCUCCUGCCCCAUGUGGUCCCAACUGAUGACACCGGAAAGGCAAUCGAAGUUGUUGGACCGGAUGGACAGCCCGUUCCCAAGAACAGCGAAGGUCAGUAUAUAAAAGAAGAUGGGCAGCCAAUCCCGACAAACUCUGAUAAUGAGUAUGUCGCCUCUGACGGAUCUCUGCUACCCAAGGAUUCUGAUGGUAAUGUUGUUAUCCCCGCGGAAGAGUUGGCAGCUAGAACCCUUCCGACUGACAGUUACGGCAAGCCAAUACAUCCGCUGGUAGAUCCACAAGGAAAUCCAAUCCCCACCGAUGCCAGUGGAAGACAUGUUGGUCCGGAUGGAGAGCCUGUUGCCGUAGACGAGCACGGAAGACCAACUAGACCUGAUGGAAGCUUGUAUCCAAAGGAUAAAGAAGGAAACUACAUUCUGCAGUCUGAUGUCAUUCCAACCGAUCCCACCGGAAAAGCGGUUGUUGUGAUAGGGCCAGGUGGAACCCCACUGCAGAAAGAUCCAGAAGGCCACUACAUUAAACCAGAUGGAAAACCAAUUCCAACAAAUGCUGCCAACGAAUACGUCUCUGCUGAUGGAUCUCCAUUGCCAACAAAUGCUCUAGGGGAUGUUAUCAUUCCAGCCGAAGAGCUCGAAGGGAAAACGCUCCCGACUGAUGCUAACGGCAAAGUCAUUUAUCCAAUCGUCGAUCCAGAAGGCAGUCCUCUUCCAACUGAUGAUUCUGGUAGACACAUUGGACCAAACCAGAAACCAGUUCCUGUUGAUGACGAGGGCAGACCGAUCAAUCCUGAUGGGAGCCUUUUGCCUCAGGACACUGAGGGGAGAUACGUAUUCAAACCAAGUGGUGUCCCCACUGACAGCAGUGGACGUCCAAUCGUGGUUGUUGAUGCUGCUGGAAUUCCCCUGUCGAAGAAUUCUGACGGUAAUUACGUGGAUUCAGAUGGUGUUCCGGUCCCAACGAACUUGGCCGAUGAGUUUGUUGGCCCUGAUGGUUCCCCACUUCCCACCAAUGCUGAUGGAAAUGUUGUUGUUGGUGUUGAUGAUGAAAUUCAGCCAAAGACAUUGCCAACGGAUGAUACUGGAAAGGAUGUACAUCCCGUUGUAGAUCAAGAUGGGAAUCUUCUGCCCACAGAUAGUUCUGGGAAACACAUCAAACCUGAUGGAACUCCUUUGAAAAUCGAUGAUUUCGGUCGACCCCUACAGAAAGACAACGUUCUUUUUCCAACCGAUAGUGCAGGAAACUUUGUUUAUUCCGAUGAAAUUCCAAAGGUAUACGGUGAUGAUGGCAAACCGGUUAUUGUUGUCGGACCUGAUGGUCUCCCAUUAGAUACAAACACUGGUGGCCAAUUUGUUAGGCCUGAUGGAGCUCCUAUUAAUGUGGAAAACGACCGUUAUGUUGACGAAAACAAAACCCCGCUACCCAUUAAUGAACAUGGUCAGGCUGUUUUUAGCCCAGGCCAAGAACCAGAGCCAAAGAUAUUACCAACAGAUGAUACUGGAGCCAUUGUUUUCCCAAUUGUGGAUAAAGAUGGGCAUCCUCUUCCAAAGAACGCCGAAGGAAAGUACAUCAAUAAAGAAGGAGAACUUAUCCCAGUCGAUGAAUUCUCUCGGCCUCAAGGGCCAGAUGGCAAACUGCUUCCGAAGAACGGAAAAGGCCAAUACGUUCAUCCGGAUUCGUUCCCUGCCAGACCAACUGAUUCUUAUGGAAAUGCGAUUCCAGUGGUCGGCAAGGACGGACAACCAUUACCGAUUGAUGCAGAGGGUAAGAUUUCUCAUUUCUAGACUUCUUAUGACGUAAUAUUGAUUUUUUAGGAAAUUUUGUGGGGCCGGAUAACCAACCUAUCAAGAUCGAUGACAAAAAUCAUUAUGUGGACUCUAACGGCGCUCGUCUUCCCAUCAACGACAAAGGUCAAGCGGUGUACGAUGCAACAGCAAAGAUUCUUCCAACUGAUGACUCUGGAAACCCGAUUUAUCCAGUUGUCUCAGCUGAUGGCCUUCCUUUGCCCACUGAUUACACUGGUCAUUAUACCGACGACAGAGGAGAGAUCAUUCCUUUGGACGAUUACGGUCAUCCACUUUCUCCGGAUGGAAGUGUCCUUCCGAAAAAUGAACUGGGACAAUAUGUGCAUGGGGAAGAUUCUGUCGUCACUCUGAAGCCGACUGAUCGGACCGGAAGACCUGUCGUUGUUGUCGAUAAAAAUGGAGUCCCUCUUCCAACAGAUACCGUUGGAAACUACAUUGGCGAGAAUGGUCAUCCAGUUCCUACAAACUCUGCUAACCAAUACGUUGGACCGGAUGGAUCUCCGCUUCCAGUUGAUCCAGAGGGCCGUGUUGUUGUUGGUGCGGGAACUGAGCCUGAAGGCCGAACUCUUCCAACCGAUGACACAGGAAAAGUGGUCUACCCAAUUGUCAGACCCGACGGUUCUCUUCUUCCCACCGAUUCGACCGGCAGAUAUAUCGAUUCAUUUGGCGAACAGAUCCCCGUCAACGACUUUGGGAGACCAAUCAACAAAAACACUGGCGAAGUACUACCCACCGAUCAAUAUGACCAACACAUCUUCUAUGAUGCCAAGCCAACUGACUCCUCAGGACGUCUCAUACAAGUAGUCGACAAAGAUGGAAACCUGCUCCCAACUGACGCCACCGGCCAAUUUAUAUUGAGUGAUGGAUCCCCAGUUCCCACCAACUCCCAUCUUGAAUACAUUGGGCCUGAUUCAUCUCCAUUGCCUCUGAACGAAGAGAACAAGGCUGUCCAUCCGGGAACUAAAGCCCGUGAUGAGAUCUUGCCAACAGACCAUGAGGGGAAACUACUGUAUCCAAUCGUUCGACCUGAUGGCACUCCAUUGGAGCGAGAUUCAUCUGGAAGAUACGUUGAUUAUUCUGGAGAGAGAAUACCCAUUGACGACUUUGGAAGGCCGAUCGACAAAGACAAACGGCUUCUUCCAAAGAUUGAUGACACGACUUUUGUGUAUGCUGGCGGCGUUGUCCUUCCCACUGAUGCAUCCGGAAAGCUGAUCAGAGUGAUUGAUCCUGAUGGACAACCUUUGCCUACUUCCAUCGACGGUCUCUAUGUUUCCAACGAUGGAAAUGUGAUUCCAACUGACAACCAGGGUAAUUAUCUUGGUCCAGACGGCCUACCUCUUCCAAUCUCUGACGAUGGCACAAUUGUGUAUUCACAUAAGCAUCCUUUGCCAACAGACAAAUCAGGAAGAAGUCCACUUCCAGUUGUCGAUGAGAAUGGUUCUCCUCGUCCAACUGAUUUAACUGGCCGCUAUCUCGACUUUAAUGGAGUUCCACUGGAGGUCGACGAAAAUGGAAUUCCGCAGUAUCCCGAUGGCACACCUCUCAAACAAGACGAUAAUGGAAAUUAUGUUUAUCAAGACCAGAGGUAACUAUUUUUAUUUCAACGUUAAAUUAUUUUUUCAGAGCGAAGGAUUCUAAGCAUUGCUACAUGGACCGUUACGUGGAAAUUAUUUUGGUUAUUGAUACUUCAGAAAACGUGAAGAUCCUGGAAUACAGAUUGAUGAAGGAAACUAUCAAAUCGUUCCUCAAAGAGAAUUUUGAUCUCGGGGAAAACAAGGUUAGGAUUGGUCUCAUCAAAUACGGUAGUGAAGUCGAUGUCCCCGUGGCCCUCGGUGAUUAUUCGAAUGCUGGGGAACUGCUUCGAAGAAUUGGAGAUACUCGUCGUUUGAAAGGGUCGCCCCAGUUGGGAGAAGCCCUUAGGGAUGCUGUCAGUGAAUUCAAGAUCUCUGGAGCUCCAGGCUCAUCCAAGGUUGUGAUCGUCUUUAAGGGAGGAAGGGCCGCGUAAGUCAAAUAUACAGUAAUCAUGCUGUUGUCUAUCCGUUGUAUUAACAAGGGAAGUGUUUCAAGUGCGACGCCCAGAUUUUCUUUAAAUUUGAAAGUUUAGCUGGCGCUUUUAUUGAAAGUUCUUUUUGGCCAUAUUUUUGACAGUUUCGUACGGUAAAAGUUAUGUUUUUGCAGAAACAUUAUCCUCUAUGGUAGAAAUAGGCACUCAACUUUUUAUGCCAAAAUUCAGAAGAAAGUGUCACAUUUGUGACGACUUUCGAUCUAAAAAUCUCCGUCGUUUCUGCAGAGCGCGAGCUAGGAGUCUCUCAUGUUAGAAAAAAUUUACUUAAAUUUAUGUUGUUUCAUCAAAAUCUGAGCAUCUCACUUGGAAUACCCCUGUUAGUAAGGCAACUGUAAAUUGCUUCUUUCAGGGAUGAUGUGGCUCUUCCGUCGACCCAGCUCCGAGAUUACACCAAAGCGGAUGUUUUCGUUGUCAGUGUGGGUCAGGAUGAUGACGAUGACAAUGAAAUUGUUGGCCAUGAUUCGAGCAAACUGUUCAAAUUCCAAGAAUGGAAGUCCAUGGAACCGAGUGACCUCGGCCCAAUUGCAGACAAGAUUUGUGAACUGGUUCCUAGCGACCAAGCAGGACCUACAGCUUGGCCGUCUCGACCAACUCGGCCUUCUACUUCUGGUCUGCCAAGAGAAUGCUCCACAGUGGAGUACGAAGUUGACCUUGUGGUUCUCUUGGAUUCUUCCAAAUUUACCCAAGAAGAAUUUACAAAGACCCGUGAGAGCAUUGGCACCCUGGUCGACGAAUCAUUUGAUCUGGCGCCCGACGUUGUUCGUGUUGGAUUCAUCGUGUUUAGUGAUAAGGUCAGCGUCCCAGUAGCUCUUGGCCAUUACGAAGACAAGAUCGAGUUGUUGGAGAAGAUCCAGGAGAGUGAAUUAAUGGACGGAACUGCCAUUGCUUACAAAGGGUUGGAUGCAGCUCGGCAACAAUUCAGACUUCAUGGAAGAGGGGGUGUGUCCAAGGUUGUCCUGCUCAUCACAAAUGGCAAUUACAGGUAAGAAAUCUUCCGUGAUUCGUUUAAAAUGUACUUCAGAGGAAAUGGCCAACAAUUCGCCCAAGAGCUUCGUGACACCCAUGGUAUCCAGCUGUUUGUAUUAGGCAUAAACCCCAGUCAAGCGAGAUUACCAUCACUGCAGCGACUUGUUGGAGUAGAGUUCUCCAAGGAGAGAUUGUUGUCCAUUGAAAACAUUGAUGACAUUUCCAACAAGUUGGACUUCCUUCGAACGUCCUUGUGUAGCAGGAUCAGCCAGACCACCGUCGUUGAAGAUGACUAUUAUACAACAGAAUCUCAUCGUACCACAAAACGAGACGUCACCAAGAUUCCAUUGAGCGAACAAAAAGAACCUUGCAAGGACGAGGCAAAGAUGUCCAUCAAUAUUGUAAUUGAUAGUAAUGGAGGAUCUCAAGAUGAAGAAGUAAGGGAUCUGUAUCAUGUGUAAUUUAAUGCAUUUUCUAGCACGUAAGUGACGUCAAGUCCAUAGUGCAGACCUUCCUGGAUGAGCGUUAUGCGGAGAAAGAAAAGGAUGAAAAGCCACUGGUAAACUUGAUCAACAUCAACAGCAAGGAUAAGAACAUUUUGCACAGUAAAUCUGGUGUCCCUGUCGAUGAUCUAUUCGAAGAAAUGAGUGAUAUAUUUGACGACGCUGUGAAAGAGAACGAAGAAAUACGUGAAAAACUGCCAGACUGCCAGCAUUAA
This is a messenger RNA of Bursaphelenchus xylophilus (pine wood nematode), 22654 nucleotides long. Lineage: Eukaryota; Metazoa; Nematoda; Chromadorea; Rhabditida; Aphelenchoididae. The record is from the annotation of a GenBank genome assembly.